Messenger RNA from Papaver somniferum (opium poppy), 2967 nucleotides. RefSeq lists its product as uncharacterized. Gene Ontology annotation, molecular function: nucleic acid binding; RNA-DNA hybrid ribonuclease activity. Bases 1 to 2967 code for a protein of 988 amino acids. The transcript has 4 exons. NCBI's taxonomy places the organism in Eukaryota, Viridiplantae, Streptophyta, Magnoliopsida, Ranunculales, Papaveraceae. The record is from RefSeq and is a predicted model, not a curated record.
AUGGAAGCAGUUAGUGAAUUAAAACUUUCAUGGCUUGCAAUUGGUGACUUUAAUACUAUCACAUCUGCUGAAGAAAAAGUUGGAGGUAGACAAGCAAACAGAAUAACAAUGCUUGAAUUUACUACUUGUUUAGAAAAAUGUGAAUUGCAACAAGCUCCAAAGACAGGUCUUCAACAUUCUUGGUCUAAUUGCCAACAUGGUACAAGCAGGAUUUUAUGCAAUUUCGAUAGAGCAGCUUACAAUAAUCUUUGGAUUCAAAAAUAUGAAGGAUGGGAUUAUAAAGUUGGUCUUAUAAUUGCUUAUGAUCACUCUCCUCUUUUGGGUGGUAAUGUAAGUAUUCUUAAACCAAAAAAUGUGCCACAAAAAUUUCAGAAAAUUUGGAUUAAACAUCCUGGAUUUUUAGAAGUUGUAACUAAUUGUUGGGCUGAACAAAUAUUGGGAGAUCCAGCUUAUGUUUUUCAAAGUAAACUUAAGAAGCUCAAGAAAGUUCUAGCUGACUGGAACUGGAAUGUUUUUGGUAAUGUUCAUGUGAAGAUCAAAGAAGCUGAAAAAAGAGUGCAAGAUUCUAUUGAAGCUUCUGAUCAAGAUCCUUUUAAUGGGGACCUGUUAAACAAUCUUGUGGAAGCAGAAAAUGAGCUAAACUCCAAGGAAGUGCAGUUAAAUACAAUGAUGAAAAUGAAGGCUAGAAUUAAAUGGGUAAGGAGGGAUAUGCAAAUACAGAUUAUAACUGAAGAAGAUCAAGAAAUGUUGGAUGUUAUUCCAUCAGCUGAGGAAAUCAAGAAAACUCUAUUUGAAAUGGACCCUGAUAGCUCUCCAGGACAUGAUGGGUACUCUAGAAGUUUUUACAAAGCUUGUUGGCACAUAAUUCAAGAUGAUGUAGUGAAUGCAGUUCAAUUUUGCUGGAGAAGAAGAUUCAUUCCAAAAGGCUUAAACUCUAAUUUCAUUGUUCUGCUUCCUAAAGUUGAAGGUGCUAGAUCUCCUAAUCAGUUCAGACCAAUUGGGCUCAGCAAUGUAAGUUUCAAAAUCUUUACUAAGAUCAUUAAUUCAAGAAUGUUUACUUUGAUGCAUAAACUUAUUUCUCCCCAACAAGCUGCCUACAUUAAAGGAAGAAACAUUCAAGAUCAAAUUGCUCUAGCUUCUGAGAUGGUAAAUGAAAUGAAGAAGAAAAUGAGAGGAGAUUCUGAUCCUACAAUGAUUAAUGGAGGGCCAAAUGUCUUCUUUUCAGUUGGAAGGGGACUUAGACAGGGAGACCAAUUAUCUCCAACUUUGUUUGUUCUCAUGGAGGAUGUACUUAGUAGGAAUAUUUCAAAAAUGGUUGAGGAAGGAAAUAUAGCUCCAAUGGUGAUCAGAAAUGGAAUUCAUCCCACCCACAUGUUCUUUGCAGAUGAUGUUUUCAUUUUUUGCAAUGGAGCAAAGAAGAGUAUUGAUAAUUUAAUGAAGUUGCUAGAAAGCUACCAACUCAGUUCAGGGCAAGUAAUCAAUAAAAGCAAAAGCAAGCUAUUCAUUGAUGGCACUACUGAAGAAAGGAAGAAGUACAUUCAAAAUUUGAUUCAAAUGGAUUUAAGUACUUUACCUGACAAAUUUUUGGGAGUUAUUCUUCAUUCUGGGAGAGUUAGAAUUUCCACCAUUUGGCCCAUGGUUGAAUUAAUGCAGAAAAAGCUUGCUUCUUGGAAAGGAAAGCUACUAUCUUUUCAUGACAGGUUAGUGUUAAUAAAAUCAGUGUUAUGUAGUGUUCCCAUCUACAAUAUGUCAAUCUAUAAGUGGCCCUCUUCAGUGAUUAAGACCUGUGAAAAAAUUAUAAGAAAUUUCUUAUGGUCUGGAGAUGGAGAAAUUAGAAAAUAUACAAUUCUUUCUUGGAAGAAAGUGUGCACUCCUUAUAGUGAAGGUGGCUUGGGAAUUCAAAGGUUGGAAGUACUCAACAAAGCUUUGCUUAUGAAGUUAUUAUGGAGAAUCAUGAAUUCUGAUGCAGAGUGGGCAUCAUUUAUAAAAGCAAAGUAUCAAGAUAAGCAUGGACUAUGGAAGAACAAUUGGCAAUUAUCUUCCAUUUGGCCAGGGCUAAAAUGGGCUUGGGAUCAUCUAAAGGAAAAUAUUAGAUGGUAUUUAGGUGAUGGAAGAAAACUAUCAUUAUGGUUUGACUCUUGGAUCAAUGAUACCCCUCUCAUUGAGGAUAUUGGUUACACAGAUUAUGUUAUAGAGCAUAUGCAUAUGAAAGUUGCAGAUAUAAUUCUUGAUGGAGAUUGGAGCAUAUCUGGAGAAAUCAGUCAAAUUCUUUCAUCCUACAAUUUGCCAGAAAUUGGAGCAGAGCAUGACCAUCUUAUUUGGAGAGUGGCAGGCCUUGAAAGGGUAAUCAAGAAAACUGUAUGUGAAGGAGGACUUAGAAUGAAGGGUAAUAAAUGGGAUCAAGCUUAUGACAAUCAGAUAAUUCUAUUCUUUAAUUUGGGUCCAAGGAUGAUAAGAUUUCAGAACAUUAAAACUUUUUAUUGGAUUCCUCCAAAAGAUGGUUUUAUUCUUUUUUGUUGUAAUGGUGCUUCUUUUGGGAAUCCAGGGGCUGCUGGAUUUGGAAUUGUAAUUAGAGAUCACCUUUUCCAAGUACUAGGAACCAUCUCUGGUGGAAUUGGUGUUGCAUCCAACUACAUAGCUGAAGUAUAUGUUGUGAUCUGUGCAGCUGAGCUUGCAGUGACUUGGGAUUUGAAGAAUAUAAUCAUUAACUCAGAUUCUAAAACACUAAUCACUGAGUUUGCUGAGAAUAAGAUGCCCUGGUUUGUCAGAAUAAGAUGGAAAAAGGCUGUGAAGAAACUCAACUCAAUAACAUUCUGUCACGGUUUCAGAGAAGUUAACUUCUCUGCUGAUACCACUGCAAAAAGAGGUGCCAAACUAGCAGCAGGGCAAAGGCAACUGCACUAUGGAAGACCUAAUUUUCUGACAAGAAUUGAAAUGCCAAAAAUUGAAUACUACAGAUUUUGUUAG